GUCAGAUGGGCCACUUAACACAAGAUAAAUUCAUGUAGAGGAAAGAGGCGUUUGAUGAAAUUUGCCAAUUGGAAUGGCGAGGUUCUGCUUGGACGAGGGCACGAGCGGGCGCAAAAGGAGGAAAAGGGGCAGCGAGGAAGACGAGAAUUUGAGGAAGAAGACAUGCGAUCGGGGCGAAGGGGAAUGUUCGGAAGCGGAGGAGGAGGAAUCGUCCGAUGAGGUCGGAGACGAAGUGGACGAGACGGCCGAGGACGGAGGUUUCCGUAGAGGUAAUAAUAAUAAGAAUGGAGAAUUUAACUUUCGGAUUGAUCCAGAAGUUCUCGACUGUUCCAUCUGCUUCGAGCCCCUCCGUCCUCCCAUUUUUCAGUGCAGAAACGGACAUAUUGCAUGCUAUAUUUGUUGUCCGAAGCUCUUAAAUAAAUGUCACGUAUGUUCUCAACCUAUCGGUAACCGGCGGUGCAUCGCACUCGAGAAAGUCAUCGAAUCCAUGUUGAGCCCAUGCAAAUAUGCCAAUUUAGGAUGCAGAGCUGUUCUAUCCUUUGCUGUGAAAGCUGAUCAUGAAGAAUGUUGCGGUCAUGCCGCUCUCUUCUGCCCAAUCAGCAACUGCACAUUCUCUGGCUCAAGAAAUCUUCUCUUCGCACAUGCCAAAAGGAAGCAUGGUAACAUUUCGAUGAAUUUCUCUUACAAUCUAUCUUUCAUGAUUGCUUUGGAAAAGCAUCAACGUUGUAUGAUUCUGCUUGGGGAGGAUGGUCAUUUCUUUCUCCUCAUGAACUGUCAUGAGACCUUUCUCGGGAAUAUUCUAUCUGUGAUCUGCAUGGCUUCGAGCAGUCCCGAGUCUGACGAGUUCUCAUACGAGCUCAGAGUGGAUGGCGGGGGAAGUUCGCUUCGUUUUAGGGCCUCGGCACAGAAUAUGAGGAAGUGGAAUGGUGUUCAGUCUUCCAAGACUUUGCUUGUUGUUCCAGAUGACUUCUUUGCCUCUAGUUCUCAAUUGGUUAUAAGUGCUCGCAUCUAUAAAUCUAUAGGUGUUGUCAAGUAAUGUAAGUCUUCUUUGACUUUUUGUUGCUCAUUAUACUUAGAAGCAUCUGUAACUGAUAGAUAAAUGAGUUUUAUAAUGAUCUAAGCAAUGGAAACAUGAUGAAUUGGUACUUCUUCUU
Phalaenopsis equestris is the source of this 1154-nucleotide messenger RNA. Its product is annotated as putative E3 ubiquitin-protein ligase SINA-like 6. The transcript has 2 exons. NCBI's taxonomy places the organism in Eukaryota, Viridiplantae, Streptophyta, Magnoliopsida, Asparagales, Orchidaceae. The record is from RefSeq and is a predicted model, not a curated record. The coding region runs from base 74 to 1036 and encodes 320 amino acids. Gene Ontology annotation, molecular function: zinc ion binding.